AAAUUUAGAUAAUAUCAUAUAGUUAUAAUUGUUCGCUCAUAAACUAUUAGUGACGCUAGAAAUAUUUAUGAAUGGAUGCCAAUUCAACUACUAGCCCACAAUAUGCGACUUCAGUGACACAACAAUUCAGCAAUUCCAGUUCAACCAACUCACAUGACUUAGGUGCAAAUGUUGGGAAAAUUAUAUUCUUGGCGAUUGUCGCAAUAUUUGGAACGUUGGGAAAUAUUUUAGUUAUAGUUACCAUACGGAAGGAAAAGAAACUUCGAAUUCCAGGCAACUACUUCAUAAUUAAUUUGACUGUAUCGGACAUCAUUAUAACUGCAUUUAGCAUUCCUGCAAUUAUAUAUAAUUUAAGCAGUGAAUUGGCCGGUGAUUAUAUUGAUUAUGUUGAAAGUACUGCGUUUUGUCAAUCUUCGGCGUAUGUGAAGAUCAUCGCCCUUCACGUAUCAUGGUACAGUCUAGCAUUCAUCGCUUUGAAUCGUUAUUACACUGUGUGUCGCAUGGACGAAUAUGCAAAUCAUUUUAAAAAGAAACGAGUCCUUAUCACGAUAAUACUAAUUUGGUUAUGGAUUGUUCUCAUCAAUAUUCCUAUUAUGGUCGGAUGGGCUGUGCCAAACAACAAAGAGCUAAAGGAAAAUUCCACAGAAGGUUAUUAUUUUUCAUAUCCGAGAAGUGGUCCACCGGUAGUAUAUGAUCAGUCAACACACGAUUGUAUGGUAGGCGUAAAGAACCAUGGCGGAUAUACUUAUGCAAACGGAUUUUUUGUGAUGUGUAUUCCAUUGCUUGCUAUUGUUUUUUGUUACGCGCUGGUUUAUAUGGAAAUUGUUCAAAGUCGAAGGAGAAUGAAAGGCGCCUUGGAUGCUAAACAGCUCAAAAAACGAUACAAGAAAGAAAGAAAAAUAUCACUUAUGCUGGCAAUUGUAGUGAUUGUGUUCAUAUUAUGUUGGGCUCCAGCUAUUAUAUAUGAUUACACUUCGACCAUUGACGAAUGGAAGUCAGGUGAAUCGUCUGUACGAUUGGUGGUAAAUUGGAUAGCCUUAUGUAACAGCGCAAUGAAUCCUGCCCUGUAUGCUUUAUUGAGCAAAGCUUUUCGCCAGGGAUAUUUGAAAGUGUUAUUCAGAAUCUUACGGACCAUAUUAUGUAGAGGUUGCGUAUGUAGGAAAUUGUUGAACAACAAACUUCAUAAUUACAGUCUCAGUUCCAGUAGGACAUUUCCAACGAAAAGCAGUCGCGAAAUCAUAGGUAAAGACAGAUUGAGGCUGCGAAGUCUGGCGACAUCAAAUUUUAUUUUAAGUGGACGAGCUUCUAUCGGCAGUGAAUUGCCAGUUUCUACACUUGGCAUACCAGAAACAAAGCUUCAAACACGGAGAAGGCAGAAUCAAAAAGGGAAGAGAUGGAAGCGAAUUUCACGGGCCGUUAGCGCCGAAAUAUUGCCACCGCAAGGAGUUGUAGAAUCAAGAGUCAGCGUUAUGUUCACUCCUCCAUCAAUAGAUGAAACUGUCGAAGGAGGCGCUCAGAAUUCAGUUGUUGCGCAAACUUCUAAAGCUGAUACUCCCAAAUGCGAUUCUAGUGCGAAUGGAAAUUCUAAAAACAAAAUGUCGCUUUUACAAAGUAUAUCUAUAAACGUUUCUGUUGAUAACGGCUUGAACGGAGAUGAAAAACCGGUUUCGCCGACGAAAAAAAAAUUUGUUCCACUGUUAGAGCAAUUAGAAAAAGAUAGUGAUAUGUUUACAGAACAGGGUAUUUACAUCGGAGAAACCAGCCCAAAACGUAAAUUUCCGUCGGUUUCAAAAGAAAAUUCACAGAUUAAACAAAACAAAGGAUCUAUAGAUGAAUCUUAGGAAAAUAUAAAAAA
Styela clava is the source of this 1855-nucleotide messenger RNA. Its product is annotated as alpha-1A adrenergic receptor-like. The record is from RefSeq and is a predicted model, not a curated record. Gene Ontology annotation, cellular component: membrane. NCBI's taxonomy places the organism in Eukaryota, Metazoa, Chordata, Ascidiacea, Stolidobranchia, Styelidae. Gene Ontology annotation, molecular function: G protein-coupled receptor activity. Gene Ontology annotation, biological process: G protein-coupled receptor signaling pathway.